Messenger RNA from Helobdella robusta, 1398 nucleotides. RefSeq lists its product as hypothetical. Lineage: Eukaryota; Metazoa; Annelida; Clitellata; Rhynchobdellida; Glossiphoniidae. The record is from RefSeq and is a predicted model, not a curated record. Bases 1 to 1398 code for a protein of 465 amino acids. Gene Ontology annotation, molecular function: oxidoreductase activity, acting on paired donors, with incorporation or reduction of molecular oxygen; heme binding; iron ion binding. The transcript has 9 exons. Gene Ontology annotation, cellular component: mitochondrial inner membrane. Gene Ontology annotation, biological process: cortisol metabolic process; cellular response to peptide hormone stimulus; C21-steroid hormone biosynthetic process.
AUGGACUUAAAUCUUUUUCAGGCUUCACUACAUCGUAAAUAUGGAAAGAUGUUUCGCGAAAAGUGGGGACCAAAAUGGCAAGUGCAUGUAAGCGAUCCAGAUUUGAUUGAAGAAAUUUACAGACACGAAGGCAGAUACCCAUUUCGCCCCAGUCUUCAGCCCUGGCUGCUCUACAGACAAAUUAAAAAUUUACCCCACGGCAUCACGACCGCCCAGGGGAUGGAAUGGCAACACUACAGAACGGAAUUUGGCAAACGUCUUUUUUGUCCAAGUGCUACAAAAUCCCUUAUUGAACCAUUGAGCAACGUUGCAGAUGAUUUUGUGACAAAAGUAGAAACAGUUCUGGCUGAUUGCAAUCAAAAUUUUGAUGAUAAUUGCAACAAGGAAAUAUAUUUUGCUAAACAGCUGCCUAACAUUUCAUAUCUGUGGAGUCUCGAAGCUGCCGGGUCCUUCUUGUUUGAAACUCGCCUUGGAUGUUUAGCGCCAAGCAUACCGACUCGAACACAAAAGUUUCUUGACUCUCUUCAAGAAAUGAUGACAUCAUCUUUGUAUUUAAUUGUCGGCGAAAAGAUUCAUCAACGUUUAAACACAAGAUUUUGGCGUAAACAUGAAAAAUCAUGGGACAACAUAUUUAGCUUCGGCAAAACACUAAUAGACGAGAAGUUGUUAUCAUUAGAAUCUUCAGAAGAGGUAACAGGACCAUAUCUUAGUCACCUGCUGAAAAAUAAAAAUCUAACAAUGAACCAGAUUUAUACAAACAUCACUGAAUUGUUGAUGGCUGGAUCAGAUACAACAGCCAACACAUUUUGUUUUGUCCUGUACAUGUUGGCCAACAAUCCCGACAAGCAAAACUUACUUCGCCAAGAAAUACAAUCAAUCAUGUCUAUGUCAUCAUUUGCAGCAUCUCACAAUCACUUGGAAGAUAUGAAAUACUUAAAGUGCGUCAUCAAAGAAACUAUGCGUCUCUAUCCUGUUGUCACUAUGAACUGUCGUGUACUCAAUCAAGACAUUCAACUUGAUGGAUACACCAUUCCGAAAGAGACCCUUUUUGUGAUGAACCACUAUGCGGCCAGUAUUGAUGAAGAUAACUUUCAUGAUCCCAACAAGUUUCUUCCCGAGAGGUGGUUGAGAGAAGGUGAUGUCAGUCAGCAACAACAUAAAGUACAACAACAAACUGACAUCAAGAAACAUCCGUUCGCCAGCCUUCCAUUUGGAUAUGGCAGCAGAAGCUGCUUAGGCAAACAUGUGGGCAAGAUGGAACUGAUGGUGACUUUAAUCAAGGUGCUUGAUAAAUUUGAUGUGAAACCGCUGGUUGAGCAGCAAGAUUUAAAGCCAGUCCUCAGGACACUGCUCACACCAGGACAACUCGUUCCUGUCAGACUGUGUAGAAGAUAUUAA